Molecule: messenger RNA, 512 nt
Organism: Penaeus vannamei (Pacific white shrimp)
Lineage: Eukaryota; Metazoa; Arthropoda; Malacostraca; Decapoda; Penaeidae
Source: RefSeq, a predicted model, not a curated record
CAUGAAUCCGAUUUGAAUAAAUUUUUGAUAGGAAAUCCUUGAUCUGUUGUGUCUUGUUACCAUGGCAACGAGAUAGGUAAUCGACUAACAUGAAUAAAGACGGAGAUAGAGAGGCAGGGUUAGGUAACCAAUACUCCUAAACCACUCACCCACACGGGACGGAGGAGAGAGGCAGGAGUUAUUUUUUUGUUUCAAUUCUACAGUUUUUAUUUUUAUCAUAAGAUAGAUAAUAAGUUGAAAUCGAACACUUCCAAAAUGCCAUUCACGCCAGAAUUGCUGAUCAAGCAGUAUGUCUACCCGAUCUUCUUUGCUUCCAACCAAGAGGAACUGAUUUAUCGCAUGUGUUAUGGCACUGUCAUCUAUGCCAUCCUGACCCUGUUGCUGCCCACCCCUGCCCCUUAUGGACGGUACAGCAGCAGCAAAUUCGGCUUCGGGGUUCCUGUGCGGUGGGCAUGGCUCAUACAGGAAUGCCCCUCCUUCUUCGUGCCCUUCAUCCUGGCUGUGUAUGGAAG